AGUUCGUGGCGAUAUUUGUGCCUGUAGAGACUUCACUAGAGCAGAAACAGCAGUGCUGAUAUAUAUUAUAUCGGGCUGUCCGUGUAAGUCCGAUUACGAACUAAUUAAUUAACAGUGUAACCAUGGCACUCGUCUAUACUAGGCUAUUAUGCAGACGUAAUUUGGACCUGAAAAGUUUUCGCUGUUUAUAUACUUCUAACCCAACAACAGUUUGUGCAUCGUUACCUGCACUUAAACCAGCUACAACAGCAUGCGAGACUCAUGAUGAAAAGAAUAUGCGCCUGAAACGCCCAUUAUCUCCUCAUCUAACCAUAUAUCAAUUGCAACUCACCUCAAUGCUGUCAGUAACACAUCGUGGUACUGGUAUUGUCCUUAGUUCAUAUGCAAUGAUUCUUGGCCUUGGUACUCUAUUUGUUCCUGGGGGAGUACCUUGUAUGGUACAAGCAAUUGCUGCUUGGGGCUUACCUUCAGCAGUACUUUAUCUGGGUAAAGCAAUGUUUGUGUACCCCUUGACGUAUCAUUACUUAAAUGGAAUCAGGCACUUGGCUUGGGAUUUAGGCAAAUUCUUGACGAUCAAAGAUGUUUACAAAACUGGUUGGACUGUUGUUGGCCUUUCAGCUAUUGCAGCAUUAGCUAUUGCAGCUUUAUAAAUAAUGCAUUAAGCCCAAAGAUGAAUACAAAGAAUAAUUUGAGGCAUUGUACUUUGUAAAAUAAAUCUAUUUAUUAGAAAAAGUAUUACAACGACUUAAUAAGUUAUGAAUAAUUUAUUACUAAAAACAUAAUUUGUAAUUGUGAUUUUUACAUGAAUCCCUCUAAAGAGGCAUCCAUAUAUUUCUUAUAUAUAGCCAUGAAUCUUGCAGCAAAAGCUUCCAAAUGGAAAAUAACUUUAGAACCGUAGUGCAUUCUAUGUUCAUAUUCUGCUGCAACUGUCGCAAUUUCGAUUUUUAGUUGUAAAUCACAUUUUUUUGUAACUUCUUGUAAUAAACCCCUAAAUAUUAAAUCUGUAGGAAUUGCAUGUGUCAAGAGUUCAUAAAAUCUAUUCCUUAUUUCUAGUAAUUUUCUGGGACUUUGUUCAGAAACCAUCAUACUUGCAAUACCUUUUAUAUAAAUUUGCCAAUCAGGUUCUGUAAUUUUUUGGUCUGCGGUAAAGGGAUAUCUGAAAAAAAAUUAUUAUUAAUUAUAAGCCAAAUUUAAUUGUAGUAAACUGUUGUAAUCUAACAUAUACUUCAGUAUAAUAAAAUUGAAAAAUCAAUUGCAGUUUGUACUUCAA
Molecule: messenger RNA, 1270 nt
Organism: Nasonia vitripennis (jewel wasp)
Lineage: Eukaryota; Metazoa; Arthropoda; Insecta; Hymenoptera; Pteromalidae
Gene: SdhC
Product: succinate dehydrogenase complex, subunit C, integral membrane protein, 15kDa
Exons: 6
Coding region: 123-650 (175 amino acids)
Biological process (GO): tricarboxylic acid cycle; mitochondrial electron transport, succinate to ubiquinone
Cellular component (GO): membrane
Molecular function (GO): succinate dehydrogenase activity; electron transfer activity
Source: RefSeq, marked validated